AUGACUGAUCAUUACACUUUCACCAACAAAAGAGAGAGUGAAGACGGUCAAGGCGACGCAGAAGUAGACGACGAGGUGACUCGUGUGAAUUUUCAGACUCUGAUCACUCCAGGUUCCCAGUCUCUGGACAAACUGGGACAUCUUUUUAUUCCUGCGUCCAAUGCUUCCGAGGAAGAGAGUAAAGUGCAGAAGGAAAGUGACGUAUUUGUGGAAUGUGAACCUACCAAUGAGGAUUUACAGGGGCUGGACAAUCUUGAAGAUGGGUCUGAGGAAGGCGGUAUUGAUAAAGUAGAGUACAAGGAACAAGCUUUGUAUAAGUUAAGCACUUUAAAACCUGAGCACACAGGGCAUCAGAGUUGUCAUUCCUGCAAAGCAACCCCAUCCAGGAACACAUCUCAUAAUCCAGAGGAGAAAGAGAUUCAGAAGUUGCUGAAACUCCUCGAAUGGCCGGAACCUCCCAUUUCCAUCGGUUUCAUGUCAUCUACCAGUCCCAAGACCACAGAGUACUCAUUGCUGGAUCCACGUACUACAUACCAAGUGGGGGAGCAUGUAAAGGUUUUCAUCAGAGCUCGAGACCACUAUGGCCAACCCAAAACCUACGGGGGGGAUUAUUUCCAGGGCAAGCUUCACUCUCCGCAUCUGAAGGCUGGAGUAACCGGAUCCAUCACCGACCACAGAAACGGCAGCUACACCGCCACCUUUCUCUUUCCAUGGCCCGGGGUCUGUCAGAUCUUUAUCUCACUCAUCCAUUCCAGUGAGGCCGUCGCCAUCCUGAGGAAGAAGAGAGACACCCGCCCUGAUAAGGUGUUUUAUUACGGGUAUUUCUACCAUAACGGGAGAUGGGCCACGGUGGAGUGUAAUUUUCAGCCCCCUGGACGGGACGUUUGUACUUACCGUGAUUCACACAGCGGAGAAGAAUGGUUCUGUGUGCGUCCAGAAGGUUUUCCCUGCAGCGCGUACCUGGAGCAUUCAAAUGGCGGCCAUCGCGAAAUACUUACCUCUGCUGAGGGAAAGUUUCUACCCCGCAACAUCACUAAUCAGGUGGUUUCAACCCUCUCAGAUCUAAUAGUCCAGCCCCAGAAGGACACAACCGAUGACAGAGAUAUCUGUAGACCUGGUCUGUCAAAUCCAGACCCUUCAGGGUUUUAUCUCCAGCAUAAGUGGCAUUCCCGUGUCUGCAGGAACCAGAAUUUCCCCACACCCGAUAACGUCACGUCCUGCCUGAAGGGGAAAGUCGUGUACAUGUUUGGGGACUCAACAUUACGGCAAUGGUGGGAAUACCUUGUAGAUUUUGUUCCUUCACUUCAGAGGGUGGACCUCCACGUAAGCUAUGCCCCCGGCCCCCUGUUGGCCACAGAUGCAGAACAUGGCUACCUCGUGCAGUGGCGGGCACACCAGAGGCCACUUAGCAUGAAGCGCACCCGCGUGCAGGAACUGAAGUACAUUGCCAACGAGCUGGAUAACAUGGGAGGAGGAGACGAUGGGCUGGUGAUCGUUAUAAACUGCUUGGCUCAUUUUAUCUUCUUUCCAGUCAAUGUUUAUUUGAAAAGAAUGAGAUUCAUCCGUGAUGCCGUGGCCCGACUACUGGAACGCAGUCCACAGACCUUGGUCAUAAUUAAGUCCGGGAACACGGGGUUCCUGUCUACCCAUGGCAGUGACUGGCUAUCCUGGCAGCUGGACACAUUGAUGAGGGAAGUGUUUUCAGGACUUCCAGUUACCAUACUGGAUGCCUGGCAGAUGACCUCCUGCCACUACAUGACAAAAUCCAUCCACCCCGGCAAGAUCAUCGUGCAGAACAUGGUGGACUUAAUGCUUUCCUUUAUCUGUCCCACAUAG
This is a messenger RNA of Nanorana parkeri, 1836 nucleotides long. RefSeq names its product NXPE family member 3-like. Bases 1 to 1836 code for a protein of 611 amino acids. The record is from RefSeq and is a predicted model, not a curated record. The transcript has 8 exons. NCBI's taxonomy places the organism in Eukaryota, Metazoa, Chordata, Amphibia, Anura, Dicroglossidae.